This is a messenger RNA of Linum trigynum, 6772 nucleotides long. Lineage: Eukaryota; Viridiplantae; Streptophyta; Magnoliopsida; Malpighiales; Linaceae. The record is from the annotation of a GenBank genome assembly.
AACGAAUACGAAGUGGCCAACCACUUUGUUAAUAACUUCAACCCUUUUCACUGCCAGGUUAGGAAAGCAAAAUAGUAUUCAGCUACACAUGAUCUAUCUUCAUCCGGUUCCUCAAACUAGAAAAAUGAGUGAAGCGGGGAAAAGGGAGUAGAGCUAAUCCUCCUAGCACGGAAGGGACCCAUCCUGUCAUUCUCUCCUAGCCACCCAAGUUGGAGACCUCUCUGAUCAUGCAGUGCAUCCAUGGGUUUCUAGAAGAAUAUGAUCCACACAUUCACGUGAUGUGGGGAACAAAAUAUUACAGGUGGCCCAGAAAAAAAAGACCCUGAAAUGAUGAAUGAGGGCCUGGCCACUACUAAGAUUACUCCAGUAAUUAAGUUUACAAAAGAAGAAGAAACAAAGAGACAAUGACUGAUCAUUCUAGUAUCCAGAGGAAUAAGUGCCAGUCCAAGUUGGGUGAAAGCACCACAACAUUGGAAGGCGUAAUUUGCCCUGUUCUUAUGCAAAGUACUGGAAAUAGAAAUGCUUCUCUCCAUCCAAAUCUCCCCAAUUUGGGUAGUUCCUCCUUGAUAAAUGACAAUUGCAUUUAACUAAAACACGCAUAUACAUAAUGGAAAUAACAGAACAAAUAACUGGCGAAGCCACUAGUGUUUUGUGAUUAGCAUUAACUACGCAGUGGUGUUACCAUGUUGUCGUGUGAAUGUGGUGUGACUGUCAUUUUGGGACCCAUUUGAAUAGCUAAUACAACAUUUAAUUUGGACUAGAACUUCAAAUAAGUUGUUUGAUCCAGGGCACAAAAAAAAAACUAUGUAUAAAAUAAAAAAACUAGUUGAGACAGUCCUAGAUUAACCAAAAAAAACUUAGCGGCAUUGUACGUAAACAAGGAAUCAUCUCAUUUCAGGUUAAAGAAUCACCCUUGCAAUUUAAAACAAAUCCAUACCAAAUUCAAACUACAAAAGUAGAUCGCUUAAUUCCAAACAAACAGCCCCAACAUCUAACUUUGGCUUCUACGACAACAAAAAACCAGCAUAGUAUAUCAUUUACAUAUAACCACAAUCAUUUGUUCGACAAGGGUGAAUCCAUAUAGUUAUUAAGAUUAAUCAUCAGAGAUAUGCUUAUUCAAGGUUAACAUCAUUGAACGGUAUAUAGAAAAUAGUUCUCUGAAUCAGCAUAGAUAACUCCAGAGACCAGUAAUCUUAGUGGUAUUCUAUAUCAUUGCUCCCCCAUUAAGGCUAAAGAUCGCCAACUCAUUGCAUUAAGCCACUAUGUUCACCAAAUUUUAAUACGUAACAGCUAUUUAAGUGGAUAUCAAUAAAAGGGUUGGUUUUUGUGUACCUUCUUUCUGAAUAUUGUGCCUGUGCACUUUAUUGUUCACUUCUUCAUUGCGGUCUGGCAGUAGCUAAGCGAUCCAAAAUACACCACGCCAUCCUCCUUUGUCACUGUAGAAAAAGUUAGCAUACACCAUAUCAGAAAAUACAUUGUCACUUUCAUGUUCAUCUAGACCUUUCUCCAUGGGUUGGAAGGACCACCAUGCCUGCCCCUAUAUAUAUGAACCAAAUGAUUCCUCGCCAGCUCAAAAACAUAAUUCAAUCAGAAAGCUAGAGAUCCAGGAUUAGACACCGAGUACAUUAAGAGUAGUCUGUGGAGACAGAGAUGGACGAAGCACAAAAUUUGAAUAUGUGGCAAGGCUAUGUAGACUGGAGGAACAAGCCUGCUAUGAGAGGCCGUCAUGGUGGAAUGAUAGCAGCAACGUUUGUCUUGGUUGUGGAGGUACUAGAAAAUCUAGCAUUUCUGGCUAAUGCAAGCAACCUUGUACUCUACCUAUCAAAGUUCCUGCAUUUCUCUCCAUCUGGCUCAGCGAAUAUUGUAACUAAUUUCAUGGGCACAUCCUUCCUCCUAGCUCUGGUUGGCGGUUUUCUAGCCGAUGCCUAUUUCAGCACCUACUGCAUCUAUUUAAUAAGCGCAGUAAUCGAAUUCAUGGGAUUGUCAGUGCUUACAGUCCAAGCUGGUAUCACCUCAUUGAAACCACCAUCAUGUGUCACCAACACUAGCAUCCCAUGUGAAGAAGCAAACGGUGAGAAAGCAGCAAUGCUCUUCACAGGCCUCUAUAUGGUGGCACUAGGUGUUGGAGGGAUCAAAGGUUCGCUUCCUCCACAUGGUGCAGAGCAAUUCGAUGCGACCACACAGUUAGGAAGAAAGCAGAGAUCAGCAUUCUUCAAUUACUAUGUGUUCUGCCUCUCUUGUGGAGCUUUGAUUGCGGUUACAUUUGUCGUUUGGAUUGAAGACAACAAAGGUUGGCAAUGGGGUUUGGGAACUGCUACCACUGCAAUAUUCCUAUCGAUACCAGUCUUCAUCCUUGGCUCCCCAACUUAUAGGACCAAAAUUCCUACAGGCAGCCCCAUCACAACCCUUUUCAAGGUUCUCGCAGCAGCAAUUUACAAUGCCUGCAAAUCUAGGAGUCCUAGUAAUGCUAUCAUGGGAAUGGAGACAAGCUCCUGUUCUACCACUACUACUACUACCAGUGAAGGAGAAGAUAGAACCGACCAAAGCAAGACUCCAAACAAAACAACUGCAACAGAGAGCCUCAACUUCCUCAACAGAGCAACGGGGAACAAGAAUGCAGCCUACAGAAUGCUCCAAUGUAAAACCAAUGAGGUAGAAGAGGUAAAGAUUGUGGUGAGGAUACUCCCGAUCUUCAUGUCUACCAUAAUGCUCAAUUGCUGCCUCGCCCAGCUAUCUACGUUCUCUGUGCAACAAGCAGCAACAAUGAACACCAAACUAGGUUCCUUCAAAGUCCCACCAGCUUCGCUCCCCAUAUUUCCUGUCAUCUUCAUCAUGAUCCUGGCACCGGUCUACAACCACAUCAUCAUUCCGUUUGCAAGGAAAGUUACAAAAUCCGAAAUGGGGAUCACCCAUUUGCAAAGAAUAGGGACAGGACUGGUUCUUUCAGUUGUAGCAAUGAUGGUGGCAGCCAUUGUGGAGAGCAAGCGAAAGAGAACUGCAACACAAUUAAGAUUCCUAAAUGCUUCUGCUGAACCUCUGCCCAUGACAUUCCUUUGGAUAGCAUUGCAGUAUGUGUUCCUUGGAUCAGCAGAUCUCUUCACCUUGGCCGGAAUGAUGGACUUCUUCUUCUCGGAAGCACCAUUGAGCACGAGGUCAUUGGCCACAUCAUUGUCUUGGGCCUCACUGGCAAUGGGAUACUAUCUAAGUUCUGUGAUCGUUUCGUUAGUGAAUAGCAUCACGGAUGCCUAUGGACACACGCCUUGGCUUCAAGGUAGCAACUUGAAUGAGUAUCGCCUAGAGAGGUUUUACUGGUUGAUGUGUGUGUUGAGUGGAAUCAACUUCUUACACUAUCUGUUUUGGGCAUGCCGCUACCAGUACAGAUCAACUGAGGCUGAAUCAGCGGAGUGAGCAGAUAAACCUACUCACCAAGACUCAGCAUCUUUAUUUUCUGAAUCAACUUCACCGUCAUUACUAACAACUAUCCAAGAUAUGUAUACUAGCUAGCUUCGCAUUAUUCUUGAUCGCGAGCAGUUACUAGAAAGCAUUAUGUUUCCACCCUGUACUGAUAUGUAUUGAGAUUCUAAUACAAUAAACCUUGUCAUUUCAGUGCUACUCUGGUUGUGGAUUGUUUUAUGAGUAACCAGUUCCGAUUGCAAAAACCAAUAGGCAUCAUCUAUGUCACGACUGCAAGAAGGGAAAUACAAACUACUGCACGCAAUCUAGGUAUCAAAUGACGGCACUAACACCCCACGAAAUGAAUAGGAAACGAAUAAUCGGAAACCCUAACCCCGAGCCUUGCCAAAACCCAAAAACAGACUGAAUUCAAUGGAAGCUGUACCAAGCUCUUAGGAUAGGAGAAGCUUCUUAAAUGGAACUUUGCGCCAAGUCCCUGGUAAAUCUUCCUUCUAUAUACAGACUGCGGCUGCCACUGCCAAUAGCUUAAUUUUACCGGAAGUCUUCGAAGGUAAGAAGCAUUUUAUCUCGUCUUUUCAUUUCUUCUCAAGAAUCAAGCGAAAGAGAGGAGUAAGCAACUCUGCUACUAGGGUGGAAGUUUGGUUUGUGGUUUAAUAGCAAAUUGCAUCAAACCACACACGUAGUUUGAUUAAUCUUUAUCCGCAUUUUGGAUUAGUGAUUUUAUUGUGAUUAGUAAAAUUGUGAAUUUAGUGGUUAGUAGUUAACUACUAAGUACUAACUAAUGUGAUCAAAUAAUAAUAACGGUACAACCCACACUUAUCUAUUGAAAUUUUAUUUUUAUACCAAAUAGUAUGCAAUAACUAAUAUUAAUAAGUAUAUUUAUCAAAUUCAGAAGACUUGUCUAAAGUUUAGUAGUUAGCACUUUAACAAGUUAUUUGUUACAUUGUUGAAUUAGUUAUAGAAGAUUCUAAUGUCUACUAAUUACUAAAUUAUUGACAUCUUAUUGAAUAAGAAUGACGUCGAAUUGUAAUUAAUAGUGUAUUGUUAUUUAAUAGUUUUAUCGAUUUUUUAUUUUGUUCAUGAUUUUCUCCACAUAUUUUAUUGCUCUAUUUUUUUGUAUAUAUUUUAUUGGAUAUAUCUUCCAUAUGUGAAAUAUUAUUCUUAAUUUUUACCGUUUAUAUCAUCAUUUAUAUUUUGUUAUUGAUAACAAACUUAAAAGAAAAAUAUAGAUAUAUUUAUGAGUGCGAUUUGUGGUUAGGGUAUUUAGAGAUUUGUGGUUGUGGUUAACCGCAAAAUGUGGUGCGGUUAACCACUGGCGCACCGACUGCCACCCCUAUCUGCUACCACCACGUUCAUCUUGGUGGUGUAGAAGUGAACAAAACACACACAUAUAUGGUGACUUCUAAGUACCCCAAUGAAAUUCAGGGUUCGCAUACCUUGAGUAUGACAAUGCUAUCUAAACCUCAUAUUAGCAGGAUUUUUUGGCCUAAUAUUAUACCCUAACCCUUAAUGAGUGAACCCUAGGUCCUAAUUAUCUAAAUCAUAAACUAUAAACCCUAAGAUGGUGCAUUCUUUUUUUUACCUAUAUUUGGACGAAUCACAACCGUCGAUAAUUGUUUCUAAUUAAACUGAUCUUGGGGUAUAAGGUUUAGAGAAUCAAGACCUAAAUUUUGAUAUUUAAGGGUUAGGGUAUAGUAUCAUGUUCGAAAGAUCAGUCAAUUCAAGGUAUGGAUAGAGCUUUCAUAUUCAAGGUAUGCGGUACCAUGGAUUUCACCCUGCGUGAGAAGUCAUAAAGGCAAAUGGGGAUGUAGCUCAGAUGGUAGAGCGCUCGCUUAGCAUGCGAGAGGUACGGGGAUCGAUACCCCGCAUCUCCACUUUUUCCUGAUUGUUUCUAUUUUUACCUUGGCGAUGAUUUAUCAUAGAACAGUAGUCCGAUCAUUGUGAUUAUAUUUUCUACCAAUCUCUCAAUUCAGAAUCCAAAAUGAUUUAAUAUAAAACAAACCUAGAAAGUUUAUCCCAACAAACAUUAAAACCCCAAAAAAUACAGAAUAUUUCCACAUUUCAAUAAGUUUCCAGCAAUCCUUCGAGCAAACUAAGCUAACAAACAGCCCAGCAGAGCCGAUUCCUAGUGCUCCGGAGACCAUAGCUAAACAACCACUAUCCCCGCCGAAUCAUCCGGUAUUAUCAGUAUUGCUGCUACCACCGGCGGAAGCGCUGUGCACACGAGUGUCGCUGGUUAAACGGUGGCCACCUUCUCUAACAGCUGAGCAGCCUCAAUUCCUCUGCUUUGGAGAACAAGCCUAGCUUCUCGAUCGACGAUAGUGUGACUCCCAUCUCUUUUGUCUUAUCGAGCAGGCCGACCUUCUCGAUAUUGCUCAAAAAUUUAUGCCUCUCUAGUUUCUUGAACGCGUCCACUUCCAGCUACUUGCCGCUUUCGUAAAAUAUCCUUUUGUCGUACCACUGCUUCCUCUACCUGUCGGCGUACUUGUUCACCUAGUCCAACCAUUAUUUUUUCUCUUUCUCAAUGGAAAUCAAAAUUCUCCUUACUGCUGGACAUUUAAUUGAAGUUUAAGAUAUGCGCAAGUCAACACUGGUUUACCUUCUUUUGUGGGGAACUAAAGGAACUAAACAAAAUCAAGGCAAACAUGAGCAAAGUUCAACAAGCACUCCAAGUAAUUGACAUGAGAACUCUCAGAACUGCUUCUGAUGUUCAAAAUCUUAUCAUUCAUAGAGAAGUCAACCAAUCUAGAGUUGGAUCUGACCCCUCUUGCAACAAAAGCAUUGCCCUCCAUUAAGAAAUCCUAGAGCGAAAGAAUAAAAGAAUACAAGAUAUUCGAGAUGAUCUUUCAAGCAUCAAGACCUCACAGCAAGAGUUGAAAGCUUUAUAGGAAUCUUAUGAGGAGCGCCUAUUCGAUAUGAAUGAGAAGCUAAGGAAGCUCAAGGAACACAAAGAACACGAUCAGUCAAAGGUAGUGACAAGAAGUGGGAAGGAGACCUAGCCACCUAUUUACCUUAUAACACCACGAGAACCUCUAAGGAGAAAACGAGAAAGUCAACACCCCUACCUCCGCAUGAAGACAUCAUAAUUGAAGAACCAUCAAGGCCAGAAGGAAAACAUCCAACUCGCCCACCAAAUCAUGAAAGGGAGCAAGGAGCCUCCAUCUGGCACUCUACAAGGGAAGCAGACAACUCAAAGAUGGUAGAAGCACCAUAUCCUGAGAGGCUCAAGACAAACAAGAAGAAUGAUGAUAUUUUCCUCGAAACUCUGGGAGAUGUGAGCAAUCUACAUGUAGACAUGCCCUUAGUAGACGUACUAGGUAGAAUCCCAGAAUACUCCAAAUAUAUGAAAGAAUUCUUG